UUAACAUUGUGUGUUUACCGUUCUCUGUCAGCUGUAACUUAACGCAACGCAAUAUGACUGAACGCAUCGACGCCGAGUUUGUGCUCGUCUAUUUCGAAGAGGAGAACAAGUACGAUGUUGUCGGCGACGUCUACAUAGAAGAGCUGUGCGAUUCGGCAGCGCCCUUAGCCGUAGGAGCCAUAGUCCACGUGCUGUGGCAGGACAGGGGCGCCUUCCCUGCUGUAGUAAUGGGCCUUUCCGCUGACAAGGACAAGCUCCUGAGGAAAAUGGAGAGAUUAAUAAAAAGAAAAAACAAGGCUCUUGUCGGUGCAGCUCAUGGAAAGACGGGCAACACAUCUGCAUUGCAGAAGAAAAGAGAUGAGGAACUGCUUUCGGAAAUCGGCGACGAGGCUGAGCUUCGGAAAGAAAAUCUCCGUCUAAACCAAGUUAUCGACCACCUCAAGGAAAAUUGA
Messenger RNA from Ixodes scapularis (black-legged tick), 452 nucleotides. RefSeq lists its product as uncharacterized. Lineage: Eukaryota; Metazoa; Arthropoda; Arachnida; Ixodida; Ixodidae. The transcript has 3 exons. The record is from RefSeq and is a predicted model, not a curated record. The coding region runs from base 54 to 452 and encodes 132 amino acids.